Messenger RNA from Vollenhovia emeryi, 3246 nucleotides. Its product is annotated as carbohydrate sulfotransferase 11. Gene Ontology annotation, biological process: carbohydrate biosynthetic process. Gene Ontology annotation, molecular function: sulfotransferase activity. Bases 1032 to 2153 code for a protein of 373 amino acids. Gene Ontology annotation, cellular component: membrane. The record is from RefSeq and is a predicted model, not a curated record. The transcript has 7 exons. NCBI's taxonomy places the organism in Eukaryota, Metazoa, Arthropoda, Insecta, Hymenoptera, Formicidae.
UUCAAGGCCACGUCUAAUAAACCGAUCCUUGAAAAAGAACAAUUGCAAAAGUAGUUCCCGACGUUUCUGCAAAAUGCAUGCGACCGUGCUUCCUCCUUUAUUAUUCAAUCUAUCGCCAGGUAUUUACCAGGUCACAAUAUUCGUGACUAAUGCAAUUUAUUGGCGAUAUGUUGUCUAGCCACCGCCUACGUACGAGUCCGCUUCACGCGCAAAUAUUAUCCCGAUCUUUCACUUAAAAUAUGCGUCGCGAUUAUUUGCACCGAGCGAAGACUCUGCUCUUUGAUAAGUUUAACAAUGCCUGUCCGUGAUUCUAUAAUUUAACAAGGGAAUUUAACGUCGGUUCAGUUUUCCUAGAAGCAGCAGCUUGGUCUGAUCUCGAGUUACUUAUCUCUCCUCGAAAUCGUUAUCUCUUGUUGACAAAAUUUGAAUCGGAUGAUAAAGGACUAAUGCCUGAGCCAACAUCUAUCGCUAUCACAUGCUCCGACGUUAAGUUCUUAUCCCGUGUGCACAGUGCAAAUGUAAUGUCGCGAAUCAACGGUUCCACGCGCGUCGAGAUCAAAGAUCGUUCCCACAGGGAACCGCGUCUCCCAUCGCGGAUCCCACGGAAAACACAAGUCACCUGCACACAGAAUCGCCCCAGGCUUAUGUAAUCUAAUGAAAUCCCGGCGCUAGUAUAGAUCCAUUUCGCACUAUAUUGCACGAAGAUGACCUAUGCGCGAACAAGACAAAUUCCGUUUACGUUCGUUCACGCUAGUAUCGCGCGAGGAACUUUUCGCCGAUGUGGCUCGCGAUUUCUCGUUGUGUUACAUACGUUAUUACCAUUUUCACGUUUUUAUCGCGUGCGCAUUUGUUCGUUACAAAAAUAAAAUGAACCGUUUAUCCGACCGUUUAGGCAACGCGUGCGACAAAUACUAUUAGGCAACGUACAAUUAAUUUUUCCGCGACGACAGCGAGGCAGGAAAAGCGCAUUUUACCGAUUGCAUCGGGCCUACGGUGAAGAAUAGAGUUACGUAAGGAUUAUGUGACUGCAGAUGAAUGGCACAAUAGAUUAUCCGAACGUCCGAUAUGAGUACAGGCGGAAACACGUUCUCCGGGAGAAGAUGACCCCACGUCGUCGCGUCUUGGCAGGAAUUCGCCGUGCUAUUUUUGCCGCUGGUGUCCUGGCGCUCGUCGUCCUGGUACUGUCGGGCCAGGAUGGCACCAACACCCUGCAGCACGGCAAUUCGCUGGAGGACGCGAAUCUGACGCCGGAGGAGAAAAUAUUGGAGCAGAUCACGACGGCGGAAACCGAGCAACGUCUGACGACCAGGCGGAAAUUUCUGGCGGAGAAGUGCGCCGAGGAGGGACUCGAUCGUCCUGGCAACGACUCGCUUCACAGGCCGAACGCCUGGGAGUUUCUUGUAAAUAGGGAAUACCACCUUAUAUGGUGCAACGUAUUCAAAGCAGCGUCCACGUCGUGGAUGUACAAUUUUAAUUUACUCGCGGGGUACAGCCCGCAAUUUCUGAAAGCCUCUAAAGCAGUGCCGGUCUCGCUAGCGAGACAGAGAUAUCCCAGACACAGCGCGGAGGAGCUGGCUAAAUAUCUCAACGACAGCAUCAGCUUUUUGAUAGUGCGGCAUCCCUUCGAAAGACUGCUCAGCGCCUAUCGGGACAAGUUGGAGCACAGUCUGCCGCACACAUUUCACAGCAACCUCGGUGCACACAUAGUUUGGCACUACAGGGCGAGGGAUUCGAAGACGACUACGAGACAAGGGCCGAGAUACCCGCUCUUCGAGGAAUUCGUGCGAUGGCUGUUAUGCCAGUGGAGGGCGGGAAACGAACUCGACAUGCACUGGACACCGGUUGUUAACUUCUGCACACCCUGCCAAGUGCGAUUCGACGUGAUAGCUAAAUUCGAGACGCUGCACGACGACCAAGACUAUCUCAUAAAGCAAGCUCGCGUGGGGCACAUCAUCAAACCCGAGUGGAAAAAUCCUACUAAAGGCGUCCAAACGAAAGACGUUAUAAAAAAUUAUUUCACGCAGUUAUCCAAGACGCAGAUCGAGGAGCUCUACGAGAUGUUCAGGUAUGACUUCGUGCUCUUCGAUUAUUCGCCAGAGGAGUACUUGGCGUUCGGCAGGGACGAGAUCACUACGCUAACGUGCAAAAAGUGAUCCCGGCGUCUCUCGUCUACGCUCGGGACGUGUGCGAGAAUCGUGCGAGAUGGAACGAGUCGUGUGACACACAACGAAACCGUAGCUAGCGCUUAAAUGAAUUCGGAGGGGCAGCAAGUAUGAUACUCGAUAUGUAUAUAGCGGCAUAUUUCUUAUGUCGGGACUUGGAAAAGUGGAGGACCGUGUCCAGGAUUUUGUAACUUGCAUAUAUAAACUGCGUUGUCAUAUUGAACAUUUUGAUAGUGCAUAUGUUAAAGUUUAUCGAAUUGUUAUACCGAAUCGGAGGACGAGGACACGAUGGGAGAUUUAUGAUAAAUAACGUCUCGCAGAUAUGAACGUACAGUUCGUUGCUUGCGUACUUAAAAACUGUUAAACUGAAUUUUUACAAAUUUACGGCUUGGAAGGAAGCUUUCUGAUCAUUCGAAACUCUCGCUCUCUCUUUCUCUCUCUCUCAAUUAUCUUCCGUUUUAUUGACGUACGAUCUAGAUUGCGUUAGAUCCCGUUAGUACUAAAGGUUUGCUUCCAGCGGAAGUGCAAUAAGAGCAAUUCACUUAAGAGAAAAAUCUAGAUAGAUUGAAAGAAUUUUAGUAUCGCGACGCGCGCGUGAUUGGAGAGAAUUUGUGAUAGCCUCAGUUUUGCGCGAUGCAACAAGCGUAAUCUAAGUACACCACCGAAGUUGUCCCCGACGGCUGCACAAUAAUCUUUGUAAGCAUAAAUGUAGCAUCACCGUAACGAUGGUAAAUAGUACUGCCUCAAGGAAACAUGGUGCAAAAUAUUAAGGUAACUAACUUGUCACAGCAACAUCACUUUAAGAUGCAAACACUUUUGUAGAGAGUUACGUUGUCCCGAGAAAUGACGAAGACGAUGCACUUCCGAGUAAGGCAUCGAGUCAAUCAGCAGCUAUAUUUGCAUACGUUUCACCGCAGUAGAGUUCGGUAUCGAGAUAAUUGGACAUUUAAGUAUCCAGCGAAAUGAAUAUUUUGUCCGCGUGAUCGAUCGACAAUUGUAUUUGAAUAAAAGGUAUCUCGGCGUUGCGAAUUUCUAUACUCGCAAAGUAAACCACGCCGUUGAAUAAAGAGUCAUUUAUACGAUA